Messenger RNA from Patiria miniata (bat star), 4352 nucleotides. RefSeq names its product histone-lysine N-methyltransferase MECOM-like. NCBI's taxonomy places the organism in Eukaryota, Metazoa, Echinodermata, Asteroidea, Valvatida, Asterinidae. Gene Ontology annotation, cellular component: nucleus. The transcript is spliced from 4 exons. Bases 63 to 3401 code for a protein of 1112 amino acids. The record is from RefSeq and is a predicted model, not a curated record.
UGGAUGCUGAUGGCAAGGUUAGAUGUUGGAUUGACGCCAGUGAGCCGGGUACCGGGAACUGGAUGAAAUAUGUACGCAGUGCUCCAACACUUGAGGAGCAGAACAUGGUACCAGUGAAUAUAGAAAAUAAGGUUUAUUACAAGGUCAUCCAUCCCAUCGCCCCAGGCAAAGAGCUCCUAGUCCUGAAGGAAGCGGCGUUCCCUGACCAGGAAGGCAUCCCCAUACAACUCAUAGAAGAGAAGAGGUUCCCAUGCAGCGACUGUGAGGAGGUAUUCCGCUCCAAGGUCGCCUUGAGACGACACCAGAAAUACGCCUGUCGGAACUCCAAUAACAUCUUCACUGGUUUAAAUCAACAAUUCCACACCCACCAAGUCCAAGCCACCAAUCUGACAUCUGAUCGAGACGAGUCUGCUACCGAUAUGCAAGGAAAGUACCAGCAGUCUUCAGGUAGCGAUUCUGAAGAAGAAGAAGAAGAGAUAGAGGAGCGUGGUGAAUACCGAGCCAACCGUGACUUCCAUUGCGACAAGUGCCCCAAGAGCUUCCACUGGAAGUCCAACCUCUUGCGACACCAGAACGAGCACAACGACGACCAUCUGUUCCCCUGUGAGCACUGCGACAAGACCUUCUCAGACCCCAGCAACCUGCAGCGUCACAUCCGCACGCAGCACGUCGGGGCCCGCAGCCACGCUUGCCCAGAGUGUGGCAAGACCUUUGCCACCUCCAGCGGGUUGAAGCAGCACACCCACAUCCACAGCAGCAUCAAGCCUUUCAUCUGCGAGGUCUGCCUGAAGUCCUACACGCAGUUUUCCAACCUUUGCCGUCACAAGCGCAUGCACGCUGACUGCCGCACGCAGCUCAAGUGCAACAACUGCAGCCAGAUGUUUGCCACCAUCACCUCCCUGAAUAAACACCGCCGCUUCUGUCACGGCAGCCAGCUCCUUAACAGCCAGAUACCCACCACCCAGACCACCAGUGUGCCACCUGUGGUGCGUAAUGGGAGUUGUCCUGUGAUGACUCCUAACCCUACCCUUAUGGGGGUUGGUAUGCUUGGAGCAAACAACCCCCUACACCCAGCCAACCUGGCCCACCUCUGGAAUGCCAAUUUACACCUGACCCAGCAGGCCCUCUUACAAAAUAACCUCCUUGGAUACCCAGGUUCUGAUAAGACCCCCCUCCCUAGCCAUCCCUACUUCAUGGGUUAUCCACCAAUGCCAACCCAGUCACCUCUCCUGCCAGGCAAUUUUAACAAGCAGAACCAUACCUCAAAGAAUGGAAGCCGGGGAACGAGUCCAAAUGGAUCCAUCAACUCUACCGAAGACUGGUUGAAGCAUUACACUUCUUCUGUCAGUCCAAGCAAGCGUGGGUUCCAGCCUGCCGACGGAUAUACAGCUAAGAUCAAGAGAGAGGCCAAUGAGAAAACAGAGAGUGAAGUCAGUGAUGGCAGCGAUGUGUCCAACGUAAGCACCCCAACAGGCAGUGACCUGGAUUCUACCUCUGGCAGUGACCUAGAUUCAGACAGCGAAGGGAAUGCAGAAAACAAAGCCCAUCGGAAAGUAGCCCACCGGCACAGCAGCAACAGGAAUGAACCCGAGCACCUGACACAUCAAGCUGUAAGGAAUGAUAGAAGGUUGGAGACUAGGGUAACAGCCAGUGAGCCAAUGAAAGCCAUUGCUUCCAUUGCCGAGAAAUAUUUUGGCGGGGCUCAUCACGAUAAUGGCUUGUUGAAGUCUGAAAUGAGGAGCAAUGGUCACGGUGUGGACAACAGCCUUCAUCGAGAUGCUCGCUAUGGAUCUGGCAUAAUCGGCAUCCAGCAAGAGUCACCUUUUGACCUCUCCAAGAGGAGGCUGGGAAUUCUCCAGCAGCGUUCCACUCCCCAUGCAACAGGAGAAGAGCCUUUGGAUCUAAGCCUUCCCAGACGCAAACGGGUGUCAUCCAUCACAGACACGCCAAUCAAAAAGUCAGAGUCCCACAGUCCCCCAAAUCACCACUGCAGCCAUGACAAGACCUCAACAGAGCCCUCCAAAGGCUCAGCAGACCUCUAUGCAAAACCAGUGCCCCUCGUCAUGCCAGAUCCAAUCUAUAGGGUAAACGGGGACAUGCUCCCCAACAAGUUCAUGCGCAUGGAUUAUAGCCACCUCUUUCCCAAUGCCGCCUUUCAGAACUUUCGUAAAUUUGAUCAAUACCAUGCAGAGAAGAGCCUGGGCAAGUCAGGCCUCAGUCCACCCCACCGUACCUACCCCGGUAGCGUGCUGUAUCCAAGCAGUGGGGAGAAGAUGAUUAUGAGGAGCAAGGAUCGUUAUACCUGUAAGUAUUGCGGGAAGCUCUUCCCCCGCUCAGCCAAUCUGACGCGUCAUCUCCGAACCCAUACAGGGGAGCAACCAUACUCCUGCAAAUACUGCGACCGAUCUUUCAGCAUCUCCUCCAACCUUCAGCGCCAUGUCCGCAACAUCCACAACAAGGAGAAGCCCUUCAAGUGCCCACUCUGCGAGCGCUGCUUUGGGCAGCAGACCAACCUGGACCGGCAUCUGAAGAAACAUGAGAAUGAGCGAGCUGAGGAGAUAGCACUGUCUACAGCGUCUGAACACAACGUCAUCGUAGCUGCCCGUCUGAUGGCCAAGACCAAGUCCUUCAAGGAGCCCAGUGAUCUGAACGAGAAGGAUGAGUCCUAUUUCGAUGAGAUCAAGAACUUCAUUGAUGAUGCCAAGGAGAAAGAGGCCUUGAGGCGGAAGUUGAUGGAGAUGGAAGCCACUGCAGCAGUUAUGGCUUCCAAACAGGUCCAGAGUCCAUCCGUCUGCAGCUCGUCAACUGAGGUGAAGGAGGAAGAACCUAGGCCAGAGAAGAUGGAAGAUGACAAAGACACACCAGAGGAUGCAGAAGAAAGUGAUCAGGAAGACAAGGAGAUGAAAGACAUUGAUAAGGAAGAUCCUGAAGAAGCAGAGGAAGCUCAGGAGGAAGAAGAGACAAUGAUCAACCCUGAGAAGAGAGAAGACAUCGCUAAUCCAUCCUCCAUCGCCAGAGAGCCCACCUUUCCUCAGGAGGAGGACAUGUCUGACAGCAUGAAUGAGAGCGAAGACCUGAGUGAUGGAGAAGAGGUCACCAAGUCUCCCAGCAUCACCUCUGAAGAAGAUCCCCGCAUGGAAGAAGGCGCUUCAGAUGCCGCCCCGGUCAACUUCGGCCUCCCAAAACCAGCGUCGAUGUUCAGCAAUGCCCAUGAUGAGUCUGAGCUGCCAGAUGUCGACAUUCUGAGGGAGGGAAGGGCCAACCUCAGUCGCCAUUCCAAACUCCAAGCUUACUCCCUCAUGAUGGCACUGUCAGAUGAUGAGCCCCGUAGAGGGGACGGGGCACGGAGAUCACUGCAUUCAACUCACCAUGCUCCUGUGCACACUGCCACGCCGGUUUAACAAGGUAUUUACAAGAGAGGAAUUGAAACCAUGAUAUCCUUACAAAUCUUUAAAACCAUUCGGUCGUAUUCAUGUGUACAUAGCCAACAACAGUAUCAUAUCUCUAUUUUGUCGUCAGUAAUGUCAAGUAUAGAUGUUCUGAUAUGUGAACAAAUAUUCACAUGGAAUUUUAUUACUGAAUAAACUAUCCAAGCCACAUUGAGCAUUUCUCAACCCACCCAGAUUGAAAAACCACCGAUCAAAUUUAUGACUGUCAGCUGGAUGAAGCCCACCUUACUCUAAGAAUUUGCCCCCUGAAGCUUCAGGAGGCAUAUUAUUAUUGUAAUCAAGUAAUGAAUGUAUUCAAUGGUCAAUUACCAAUUUGGGAAUUGAUCGCUAAUCCACCUUUAGUGUAUGUUCACGAUUAAUCAAGAUAAAGAUCCAGAAUCAAUAUAUUGGGUCGAUUAUUGCGGAAUAGAUGAGGUUUAUUUGGGAAUCAACGAAUGUGAUAUUCUUUAUAAAUUAUUGCUUAAUUGUAUUAUUGCUCAACUGUACAUACGAAAUUAGUUUAUAUGCUUCACCUAAGCACAAUCUUUAAUAAAAAUUUAAUUUCUUUGCAUAGAAAAUUGCAUUGCCUUUUUACAAUCAGAAUAAUUAUUUAGAGCUAGCAGUAAUUUUUUUUAUUUGAUUCUUUUUAUGAUUGAAUUGCAGUAAUUUUUUUAAGCUUUCCUUUAUUGAUUAGCCAGUCAGUAAAUAGUUUAUGUCUCUUGUUGCGAGGAAACAAGCCUAAUUUUAUUUGUGAUUCAGAAAUUUGAUUUUUUUUUUCCCCGUGCAUAUAUUAAUGACAACACAACACAGAUGUUCACAGAUCCAACACAAUUGCAUGUGAGGUAGACAUCGUGUGAUCUCAUAAUGCCAUAUAGCUAAAGGUAGCGUCCAUCAUUUGUAAUUUGUGCAUUAUGUUCGUUUGAA